GCAGAUUGGCCCGGCUGGAGCUGAGCAAUGCUGGGGCUGCUAUAAAAGCCCUGCUGGGGCCAGACUCGGCCAAGCACUGCCCUGGCCACCUUCUCCUCCUCGGGGACAAGGAGCACCCUCGCAUCCCACGCCAAGAUGUCCUGCUACGACCUGUGCCCACCCAAAACCAGCGUGGCUGUGCCCCAGCCCAUCGCUGAGAGCUGCAACGAGCUGUGCGCCCGCCAGUGUCCCGACUCCUCAGCCUUCAUCCAGCCGCCCCCCGUGGUGGUCACCUUCCCCGGCCCCAUCCUCAGCUCCUUCCCGCAGCAAGCCGUGGUGGGCUCCUCCGGAGCACCGGCCUUUGGCGGCUCCCUGGGGCUGGGCGGCCUCUACGGCGCCGGCGCCACCCAGGCCUCGGGGGGCCUCUGCACCUUUGGCAGAGCCUACGCUGCUCUCGCCUGCAGCCCUUGCGUCCUGCCCCGCUACAGCAAGAAGCUCUGGGACACCUGCGGGCCCUGCUAGACUCAACUCCCAAGCCUGUUUCAUCUGUCAGAAACAGAGAAAUCUAGAAUUUAUUUAUCCCAAUUUUUGCAGCCAUUCAUCUUUCCUUUAAACCUUUUCUUUUACCAUUCUUAUUAUUUUUCUUUUUCUCCAGUUUGAAGAUCUCACCUUCAGUGUUCUCUUUUGUAAAUUCUCUAUUACAGUUUCAGUUUUCUUUCCGUCUGUUUGAUCUUUCUUGUUUAUGUCUUUUAUAUCAACCUCAUGUCAUAUUUGCGUUUAUUUAGCUCUGCUUGUUGACAACUUCAUGACUUAAAAUUUUUGGCUUCAUUUUUUCGAUUCUCUUUGUACCUCUUCUUUUCCCAUCCUGUUCUUUGUAUUCUCUGUGUGAUUUAUUCAAGUUGUUCCUGCAAUAAAUCUUUUAGGCAUCAAA
This is a messenger RNA of Corvus hawaiiensis (hawaiian crow), 910 nucleotides long. Its product is annotated as scale keratin-like. Gene Ontology annotation, molecular function: structural constituent of cytoskeleton. Lineage: Eukaryota; Metazoa; Chordata; Aves; Passeriformes; Corvidae. The transcript is spliced from 2 exons. Gene Ontology annotation, cellular component: intermediate filament. The record is from RefSeq and is a predicted model, not a curated record. Bases 136 to 501 code for a protein of 121 amino acids.